Cantharellus anzutake is the source of this 2733-nucleotide messenger RNA. RefSeq names its product heme peroxidase. The transcript is spliced from 15 exons. Bases 1 to 2733 code for a protein of 910 amino acids. The record is from RefSeq and is a predicted model, not a curated record. Lineage: Eukaryota; Fungi; Basidiomycota; Agaricomycetes; Cantharellales; Hydnaceae. Gene Ontology annotation, molecular function: iron ion binding; oxidoreductase activity, acting on paired donors, with incorporation or reduction of molecular oxygen; peroxidase activity. Gene Ontology annotation, biological process: response to oxidative stress.
AUGUCUGGCCUUCCAACCCCUCGACAGGUGGCAGCCAACGUCCUCUCCGUGACUCUCAAAGCCACAGACUCUGGCCUUGAAAACUCCCACGUUCCCGACGUGACGGAGGAUUUUGAUGACAAUAAACUUCACUCCCGGAUCUCGAACGGGAUUGAGGCCUUUCGGGCCCAGGACAAGAUUCGUUAUGUUGACGGAAGGGGAAGAAUCCUUCCUGAUGUUUAUGCUGAAACAAGGCUGUUGAAUUUGCCUCCUGCGGUUACGGCUUUAUUGAUUGUUUUUAACAGGAAUCAUAACUACAUAGCCGACCUUCUGUUACGCAUUAACGAACGAGGCACCUGGGAACAAGAUAUUUCCAAACUCGCCCCCACGCCCCAAAAACUCAAACAACAAGAUCACGAGAUCUUUAACACUGCGCGUCUUAUUAACUCUUCCGCCUACGCUAACGUCGUCUUGGGAGACUACCUCGCUGCUAUCCUUGGCACAGUUCGAGAUGGUUCGAGUUGGACGCUGAACAUUGCUGGUGAGAGGAGAGAAGUGGACCAUCGAUUAUUGGAGAGGGGGACUGGGAACAGUUGUUCGGUUGGACUUUAUAGGCUACAUCCUAGUAUGAGUAAGGAGGAUGCGGAAUAUACCGAGCGGGCUUUUCAUCACUUGUUUGGUCCAGAAGUUGACUUUAACACGAUCAUUCCAAAGGACUUCGAGUACGGUCGCGUCAAAGACCGAAACGGUAACAAGGUCCAACUUCUCAGACUUGAGGAUCUCUCCGAGCCUCAGGCGAAAGACCUCAUCGAUGACGGGAAACCACUUGAUUACCUUCUUCCCGAGUACGACUACCGUGGAUUCACCGACGAAUCCGGUAGACCGAUUGCUAAUCCCCGUGACCCAAAGACGUUCAAAUACCCAGAUAUACUUCUUGCCAAAGCUCUCGUUAACGUCACAAGUGUUCCUGCACAUGCAUUCCAGGCUAGGGGUGUUCCCGGUGUGAUGAGGUCUAGGAACUGGGGCUGUUGUUCGUUGAAUGAGUUUAGGAGAUUUCUGGGGUUGAAGCCUUAUGCUACGUUUGAGGAAUGGAACUCUGAUAAGAGCGUUGCUGAUGCUGCCAGGAAGCUUUAUAGGAAUACGGAGAAUUUGGAACUGUAUGUCGACACCAUGUCUCGUGCUAUUCUAGCCGAUGCUGUCGCUCUCAUUCGUGGAGAUCGCUAUUUCACUUACGAUUACACACCCCUCAACCUUACAACAUGGGGUUUCAUUGAUAGUACCCGUAACGUCCACAACGCUUCUUGGGGUGGGGUCCUCACGAAGCUCGGUCAGGCGAAAGGGUAUACUUUCAUGCCUCAAAGCGAAACCAUUCUUAUCGCGGACUCCAACGGCAUUUACAACAGAAUAGGUGACCUGAAUAAUUCACACGGCCUCAUCACUCUUUACAGUCAAAAGAUCAAGGACGUGGAACUUAUCCCAGGCUACCUCAGUGCCAUCGAUAAUCCUCUUGUGUUUUCGCGCGCAACGAAACUUGUUCAGGAUAUUUUCGUCCCCUCGGCCGAGCUGGACGAUCACGGGAAGUGGUUCUACGAUAAGACGAUCGAAUUGAUUGGGCAGAAGAAAUAUGUCGUUUACGAGAAGGGACCGACGCUUGUGGACAUUGUGAAGGAUGUGUUGAGACUUGUUCCGGUUCAUUGGGCUUCGUAUCAGAUUGCUGGUCUUCCUGUCAAGUCCAAGUUCGAACCCCGCGGUUUCCUCUGCGAGCAACAGUUGUAUCAAAUACUCAGGGAGAUUCAUACGUAUAUCUUCGUUGAGGGUUCUCCAACUAUGCAAAUUCCUGAUCGGAGACAGGCGAGAAACAAUGUUGACCGUCUUCGUCUGUUUGUGAAAAUCAGUCUUAGGGAGGCCAAGGGCGGUAUUUCGGCUACGGUUCUUGGUGGCCUUGCCCACCUGUUGCUGGGAGGAACCCAUCAACAUCAUCGUGUCCUUCAACGUCUUCUUGACCUCAGCACUCCUGAAGAUGAGGCCGCUAACGAUGUAAUUAGCGUCAUCUCUACUGCUUCCAUCAAAGACAAGAGUGCCGAUGAUAACGCUGAGAAGAAGGCUCUUUACGACAAAAUUAUUGCUAUCGCAAGCAAGGGGUCUGAUUCCAGUACCAAUGCCACUCUUGAGGGUUACGUUCGCGAAGCUCUUCGCUUGGAUCCUGUGGUUGAAGGUGUCUACCGUAUCGUAACUAAAGAUAUCCCCGUCGGCUAUCUUACCUCCAAAGCUGGUGAUAGACUCUACUUUGACUUAGCCAGAGUCGGAAGGGACGAUCAAGCGUUCGAUUCCCCUGAGAUUAUAGAUCCUACCCGUCCCGCUUCCGCUUAUUCUACCUAUCGUGGUGAUACGGUAUUCAAGACUCUGGGCGAUGCCUUCGUUACCUGUGUUACUGCUCAGGUUCUUCGUGCUGUUUUCACCCAGCGUAACGUACAACGUACGAAGGGGGUUGCUGGAACUCUACGACGAUACCGUGAACCUGUCAUCCGCGUCGACGAUACCGUUCAAGCCACACCUGUCGAAGUGGACUUCAAGUCCGUCGACGAGGAUGGAAAUAUCGUUGACACUCCUUGGAAGGAAACCGUCUUCAAGUACACACUCACGCCUGGUGAUCCAGAAGAAGCUGCCGAUCGGUGGUCGUAUCUGGACUCCGACAUAGGACAUAGGCCAAGCACCUGGGCUACUGGCCUCACUCUUAGCCCUCGUCUGAGAUGA